AGAAUGGACGCACGCCUGGUUGGAGGUGAUUCGUCUAUUUAAACACAGCAUCACAGCAGCUCUGAGCUCAGAACCAGACAGUUCUUUGACUGAGACGCAUCACCUGUAUUCUGAUAUAUUAAACACAGCUCAAAGGAUUACAUCGCUGACAAUGGACUUUGACAAGACAAGCAGCUUACGGUUUUUGAGCUCCUUCAUCCUCUUAAUAAUGCUACCUCAGUGGACCCCAGUAGCAGGCUGGUCCUACCAUUACUCUAACACCACCAUGGACUGGAAUACUGCUCGUCAGUGGUGUAGGGACCGCUUCACGGACAUGGUGGCCAUCCAGAACCACGGCGAAAUCAGCCACCUCAACACCAACCUUCCUCGAGUAGACGGAUACUACUGGAUCGGCAUCCGCAAGAUCAACAACAGCUGGACCUGGGUGGGCACUAACAAGAAGCUGACUCAGGAGGCCAAGAACUGGGCCAAAGAUGAGCCCAAUAACGGACAGAACAACGAAGACUGUGUGGAGAUCUACAUUAAGAGGGAAAUGGAUGAGGGCAAAUGGAACGAUGAGUCCUGCACAAAGAAGAAGACUGCACUUUGCUACACUGCAUCCUGCAAGAAAGACUCCUGCAGCCACCAUGGAGAAUGUGUGGAGACCAUCAACAACCACACGUGUAAAUGCUUUGAGGGCUUCUAUGGAGAAGAGUGCCAGCACGUUGUGAAAUGUCAAGCGGAGGAAAUAUCUGCUCCUGAUCACGGCAGCGUCAACUGCGUCCACCCUAAUGGCAAUUUCUCAUACGAUUCUCAGUGCGAGUACACCUGCAAUGAGGGCUACCAGGUCGUCGGCUCACAAAGAACACAGUGCAAAGCCUCAGCAGCUUGGUCAACCAAACCACUGACCUGUGAACCUUUUCGAUGCCCAACUCUUGAGGACCCUGUGAAUGGCAGGAUGAAAUGCAGUGGUGGUAGUUUUGGCAGCAGCUGCAGCUUCAGCUGUAAUGAUGGGUUCAACCUUCAGGGGGCGCCAGACAUUACCUGCACUGAGUCUGCAAAGUUGAGCCAGGAGAAACCUUACUGUGAAGCUAUCAGAUGCCAGCUGCCAGAUGUGAAGGCUCCCCUAAACUUUGGAUGCAGCGGAAGUUCGGACAACCACACAGUCAACUUAACCUGCUACUUCAGCUGUGACGAAGGCUUUGAGCUCCAGGGGCCAGCGAGUACUGAGUGCACAGUGACAGGAGAAUGGAGCACAGCCAUCCCAAGCUGCACAGCAGUGACAUGUCUGUACCUCCAGAAGCCAGACAAUGGCCUCAUGAACUGUUCCUCUGAGGAGGCCACCGUUGGUACUUCCUGUUCCUUCAGCUGUUUAGAUGGCUACACUCUUCUCGGCGAUGAGGUGGUGACGUGUAUCUUCACCGGUGACUGGUCUGGAGCAGCAGCUGAGUGUCAAGCUCCUCCUGAGCCCCAGUUGAGCCCACUCUUGGUGACCGGCCUGACCGUAGCAGGAGGUGUUAGUUUGUCCAGCCUCGCUCUGGCUCUCUGGAUAAUAAAGAAACUCAGGCAGAAAGCAUCGCUACUAAAGAAAGCACAAGAAUUUGGCGUCAUGAACCUCGGACGUGCUGUGGCCUGCAGGUGCAGACGACUGCCUCGAUGCAUCUACCUCUGCUCCUGUUGCCGGCAGAAAAGGGAGCCACAAGAGGAGGAGGCAGUGCGGAGAGUGUGUGACGUGGAGACUUACGGAUGGAAUUCUGACUCCAGCCCUUGAUUCCACACGGAUAAAAAAGGCC
Molecule: messenger RNA, 1772 nt
Organism: Pygocentrus nattereri (red-bellied piranha)
Lineage: Eukaryota; Metazoa; Chordata; Actinopteri; Characiformes; Serrasalmidae
Product: E-selectin-like
Exons: 11
Coding region: 152-1750 (532 amino acids)
Biological process (GO): negative regulation of complement activation, classical pathway; cell adhesion
Cellular component (GO): membrane
Source: RefSeq, a predicted model, not a curated record